Molecule: messenger RNA, 1470 nt
Organism: Phyllostomus discolor (pale spear-nosed bat)
Lineage: Eukaryota; Metazoa; Chordata; Mammalia; Chiroptera; Phyllostomidae
Product: low-density lipoprotein receptor-related protein 11-like
Molecular function (GO): protein binding
Source: RefSeq, a predicted model, not a curated record
AUGACUCCUGUGGCUGAGGUUCCCGCCGGCGACCGCGCGCCGGCGGUCUUGGGGGCGCAUCCGGGCUCCCGGGGAGGCCGCGCUUUGAGUCUCCAGGGCCUCCUCCCGCCGCUGCCGCCCCGGAGAAGCACUGGGCCCGCGGUUGCAUGCCGGCCUCGCGCUCUACGGCCCACCUCGGCUCACGUCCUCUGCUGCCGGCCGCCCUGGCCUUGGCCGCCCCAGAGAGCCCGGGAUCUGAGCUCAGGCAGCCGCCACGGCACCCCGCGCUGCGCGGGCUGCUGCUGCUCUGCCUGUGGCUGCGGAGUGGUCUCCCGGCCGGGCACGCAGCUGUCCAGCGUGCAGCAGCUCCUGGAGGACUUCCGCCGGCAGCUGCCGCAGGAGCAGCCACAGAAGAAGCUGGAGCGGGAGCUGUGCGCUGGCGGCCGCCCACAGCACUGUCCCGGGCCGGGCGGCGGCAGCUACAGCGUCAUGUCGGACGCCAUCAUCCGCAUCAAGGACUCGGUCGCCGCGGGCGCCAUCUUCCGGAGAGCCACGGCGGCCUUGCGGGACUGGCAGCAGUCCGUAGAGGCUUGCUGCUCUGAGCCGCGCUGCUCCGUGGCGGUGGUGGAAUUGCCCCGGCGGCCCGGGUCCCCGGCCCCCGCGCUCGGAUGUUACCUCUUCAACUGCACUGCGAGGGGCCGCAGCGUCUGCAGGUUCGCGCUGCACCGGGACUGCAGUAGCUACAGCCUCAGCCGCGCCCUGGAAGGGCAGCACCUGGGAGCUCGCGUCCCGGCCACCGCCCAGGCCUCGCCUCUACUGGAAAAGGAUGAGCCUCCCCUCAGCAAGGCCGGGCGGGACGGUCUGCCCGCAGGCGAGGUGACUUUGGAUGGCCGUGAGAGCACAGAUGACCAUGCCAUCGUCCGGUACGAGUGGGCACUGCUGCAGGGUGACCCCUCGGUGGACAUGAAGGUACCUGAGUCGGGAACCCUGAAGCUGUCCCACUUACGGGAAGGAACGUACACCUUUCAGCUCACUGUGACGGACACCGCCUUGCAGAGGAGCUCCGACAAUGUCUCGGUGACCGUGCUGUCCCUAGUCUUGUCCCCGGGAGGGUGCUCGUAGGCUUGCUCGCGCUACCACUUCUUCUGUGACGACGGCUGUUGCAUCGACAUCACACUGGCCUGCGAUGGAGUGGAGCAGUGUCCGGACGGGUCUGACGAAGCUUUCUGUCACAGCCUGAGCCUGGAGCAGAAGGCCGAGACUCACAUAGCGACUUCCCAGCCUAGAACCAGAGGACCAAGCAAAGAUGCAGCAGCCGCCUUCUUGCUGGAGAAGUCUCAGAAAGCCACGGCCCCAAACAGGCCACCUGCAUCAUCGGACACGGAGAAGAGGGAUCGUUCCACCUUUCGGGGACCAAGGAUUCAAACGGACCCCGUGAUGCCAGCUAAGGACUUGAGACAGGUUCUCCACAAAGAGCCUCAUUUUCUGUAA